AUGGAGUGUGGAGAGAGUCUCGCGAAGGACUCGAGACACGCCUUUUUCAUGCAGCAGGCAUUGUUGAUGGGCGAGAAAGCACUUCAAUCGGGCGAAACUCCUGUUGGCUGCGUUUUGGUGCACGAUGACCAAAUCGUGGGGUCUGAUCCCUCGCUGUAUAUGGAACGCAUCGCUGAGAACCCGCAGGGAACACGACAUGCCGAGUUUCUGGCGAUUGCAGAAAUGCUUCAAUGUUAUCCCCGGUCAGCCUUGAAAUCUACCGAUCUGUAUGUGACGGUUGAACCAUGUGUGAUGUGUGCCUCUGCCCUCAAGCAAUACCACAUCCGUCGAGUAUAUUUUGGCUGUGCCAACGAUCGCUUUGGGGGUACCGGAGGUGUCCUCUCAUUGCACUCUGACCACUCGAUCGACCCGUCAUACCCUGUACACGGCGGAUUAUUCAAGGAAGAAGCUAUCAUGUUGCUUCGACGGUUCUAUAUACAAGAAAACGAAAAAGCACCUAAUCCGCGGCCCAAAAAGAACCGAGAGCUGAAUACCCAUUUCGAUGGUGGCGUUGGAGAUUCUCCAGCA
Penicillium alfredii is the source of this 567-nucleotide messenger RNA. RefSeq names its product cytosine deaminase. Gene Ontology annotation, molecular function: zinc ion binding; tRNA-specific adenosine-34 deaminase activity. Gene Ontology annotation, biological process: tRNA wobble adenosine to inosine editing. Lineage: Eukaryota; Fungi; Ascomycota; Eurotiomycetes; Eurotiales; Aspergillaceae. Gene Ontology annotation, cellular component: nucleus; cytoplasm. The record is from RefSeq and is a predicted model, not a curated record. The transcript is spliced from 4 exons. The annotation marks the transcript as partial.